Molecule: messenger RNA, 1095 nt
Organism: Aureobasidium namibiae CBS 147.97
Lineage: Eukaryota; Fungi; Ascomycota; Dothideomycetes; Dothideales; Saccotheciaceae
Product: aspartyl protease
Exons: 4
Coding region: 1-1095 (364 amino acids)
Biological process (GO): proteolysis
Molecular function (GO): aspartic-type endopeptidase activity
Source: RefSeq, a predicted model, not a curated record
AUGGCUCCGACAUAUGCCAAAUUCUCUGGCUCGCCUCCAACCCAGCUCAAAGUCGCUGGUGCAGCCAUUCAGGCAGGAACUGUACAAGCAACUCCACAACAUUAUGACAUGUCCUAUCUGUGUCAAGUAUCUGUUGGCGGACAGAUUUUGAACUUGAACUUCGACAGCGGCAGUGCGGACCUUUGGGUGUAUUCGACAUUACAGCCCAGUUCACAGCAAAGCGGACACUCAAUAUACGACCCCACCAAGAGUUCAUCAUCACAGCUUCUGGUCGGAAACACUUGGGCAAUCAAGUAUGGUGACGGCUCCAGCGCAAGUGGCAAGGUCUAUGCAGACAAGGUCAUUAUCGGAGCCGUGACGGCGACAUCACAAGCCGUGGAAGCAGCCACAUCGGUCUCGAGUUCGUUCCUGGCGGAUGUCAACAACGACGGUCUGGUCGGUCUGUCGUUCAGCAACAUCAACACCGUCUCACCUAGUCAACAAAGGACUUUCUUCGAUACCGUCAAGAGCUCGCUUGCAAUGCCUCUCUGGACAGCCAAUCUUAAGAAGGGAGCUCCUGGUUCGUACGACUUCGGCUACAUCGAUUCCUCGAAGUACUCGGGCAAGAUUACCUACGUCGAUGUGAACAGUGCCAGCGGGUUCUGGCAGUUCACUGCCGAUGGAUAUCAAAUCGGUUCCUCGUCGACAGUCAGCUCAUCGUUCACUGCCAUUGCCGACACCGGUACUUCGCUCAUGUACCUGCCUUCGAGCAGUGUUACUGCGUACUGGGCUCAAGUCACUGGGUCCGGAUAUGACAACAGCCAAGGUGGCUACACGUUCCCUUGCAGUUCUGCAUUGCCUGAUCUCAAUCUGAUCGUUGGAGGCAACAAGUUCACUGUGCCCGGUAGCUACAUGAACUACGCACAGAUCUCAUACACGACGUGUUUCGGUGGUCUGCAGCAGAACACGGGACUUAGCUUCAGCAUUCUCGGAGAUAUCUUCUUGAAAUCGCAGUUCAUGGUCUUCUCAAUGGUUGGAGGUGAAGCCUCACUCGGAUUCGCAGCACCUUACAAUGGCACAGCGGGUGAUGGCGAUGAGUGGGAAUGUGAGGACUAG